Messenger RNA from Papaver somniferum (opium poppy), 1522 nucleotides. RefSeq names its product ferredoxin--NADP reductase, leaf isozyme, chloroplastic-like. Gene Ontology annotation, molecular function: oxidoreductase activity. The record is from RefSeq and is a predicted model, not a curated record. NCBI's taxonomy places the organism in Eukaryota, Viridiplantae, Streptophyta, Magnoliopsida, Ranunculales, Papaveraceae. The transcript is spliced from 9 exons. Bases 157 to 1266 code for a protein of 369 amino acids.
CUACAACAAUAACGACCACUUCAUUCUAACUUACAAUUUCCUCCACCCAAUUCCCAUGAUUCCCUAUCUUUUUUUUUUCUACUUGAAUAUCAAACCAUAAAACCCACAGAAGAAAACCUUCAUUCUUGAUUUUCUCUUCUUACAAUAUCAAAAACAAUGGCAACUUCACUCACUGCUGCAGUUUCUCUUCCUUCAUCUAAGUCAUCAUCAUCAUCAACAUCUGCACUUUCAUCAAGAACAUCAUCUAUCUUUUCAGAUAGGAUCAGCUUCCCCAAGAACUCUGCUUACACUGGUGGUAUCUCUGUUUCUAACAAUGCUGUUACCAUAACAUCUCAAGUUACUACUACUGAAGCUGCUCCUGUAAAGGUAGAAAAGAUCUCCAAGAAGGAUGAUGAAGGAAUUGUUGUUAACAAAUUCAAACCAAAGAAUCCUUAUAUUGGUAGAUGCCUUCUUAACACUAAGAUUACUGGUGAUGAUGCCCCUGGAGAAACAUGGCAUAUGGUUUUCACCACUGAGGGUGAAGUUCCUUACAGAGAAGGACAAUCCAUUGGGAUUAUUCCUGAGGGAGUUGACAAGAAUGGGAAGCCACAUAAACUCAGGUUGUACUCAAUUGCUAGCAGUGCUAUUGGUGAUUUUGGAGACUCCAAAACUGUUUCACUGUGUGUGAAGCGACUAGUUUACACCAACGAUCAAGGUGAAGAAGUUAAGGGAGUUUGUUCAAAUUUCCUAUGUGACUUGAAACCUGGAUCUGAAGUGACGAUCACAGGGCCAAUUGGAAAAGAAAUGCUUAUGCCCAAAGAUCCAAAUGCCACAAUCAUAAUGCUUGGAACUGGGACUGGAAUUGCUCCUUUCCGUUCCUUCUUGUGGAAAAUGUUCUUUGAGAAACACGAAAACUAUAAGUUUAACGGGUUGGCAUGGCUCUUUUUGGGUGUUCCCACGAGUAGCUCAUUGCUGUACAAGGAGGAAUUUGAGUUGAUGAAGGAGAAAGCACCUGAAAACUUCAGGCUCGACUUCGCAGUGAGCAGAGAACAAACAAAUGACAAGGGAGAGAAGAUGUACAUACAAACUCGAAUGGCUCAAUACGCAGAGGAGCUAUGGGAAUUACUCAAGAAAGACAACACUUUCGUUUACAUGUGCGGGUUGAAAGGAAUGGAGAAAGGAAUUGAUGACAUUAUGGUUUCUCUAGCGGCUAAAGACGGUAUUGAUUGGCUUGAAUACAAAAGAACAUUGAAGAAGGCAGAACAAUGGAAUGUUGAAGUUUAUUAGUUAACAACGAUAUAUAUUUUGCUUCUUAUUGUAUAAUUGGUCUCAUCUUGUCUAGUCAAGAAUGUGUAAGAUGAUUGUAAGUUUCUCAUAAGGUGCCCCUCCUGUGCACCAUGAAACCAAACUCUAGUAGCAAGUAUAAGUAGAGUUGUAAUUGUUGUGAAUUAGUGUCAUUGAUGGCUCCUGGUGUAAGAAAGCACUCUCCAACUCCUCUUUGUUGGUGUAUAUCAAAUUCAGUUUUUUCGAACUUAGCAAGUAA